This is a messenger RNA of Balaenoptera acutorostrata (minke whale), 1639 nucleotides long. Its product is annotated as Bardet-Biedl syndrome 4 protein-like. Gene Ontology annotation, cellular component: ciliary basal body. Gene Ontology annotation, biological process: cilium assembly; protein localization to cilium. Gene Ontology annotation, molecular function: protein binding. The record is from RefSeq and is a predicted model, not a curated record. NCBI's taxonomy places the organism in Eukaryota, Metazoa, Chordata, Mammalia, Artiodactyla, Balaenopteridae.
AAGAUGGCUGAGCAGAGACUCACGAUGAGAACUCAGUUUCCUGCAUCUGCUGAAUCUCUAAAACCCCAGCUGAAAACAGAGUUUCCUAUUUUGGAGAAGCAGAACUGGUUGAUACAUCUCCACUAUAUCCGGAAGGAUUAUGAAGCAUGCAAGGAUGUUAUCAAAGAACAGCUUCAGGAGACCCAGGGGUUACGUGAAUAUGCUAUCUAUGUCCAAGCAUUUAUAUUUCGCCUGGAAGGAAAUAUCCAGGAAUCCCUAGAACUCUUUCAGACAUGUGCUGUUCUCAGCCCUCAGUCUGCUGAUAACCUCAAGCAGGUGGCCAGAUCUUUAUUUCUUUGGGGAAAACAUAAAGCUGCCACUGAAGUAUAUAAUGAAGCAGCUAAACUUAACCAGAAAGAUUGGGAGAUCUGUCAUAACCUAGGAGUUUGCUACAUUUACCUGAAACAGUUGGACAAGGCACAAGACCAGUUGCACAAUGCCCUACAUCUUAACAGGCAUGACCUGACUUACAUAAUGCUGGGCAAGAUCCACUUGCUGGAGGGAGACUUGGACAAGGCCAUCGAAAUCUACAAGAAAGCAGUGGAGUUCUCACCAGAAAAUACAGAACUUCUCACAACUUUAGGAUUACUCUACCUCCAGCUCGGCAUUUACCAGAAGGCAUUUGAACAUCUUGGAAAUGCACUGACUUACGACCCCACCAACUACAAGGUCAUCUUGGCAGCAGGCAGCAUGAUGCAGACCCAUGGGGACUUUGAUGUUGCCCUCACCAAAUACAGAGUUGUAGCCUGUGCUGUUCCAGAAAGUCCUCCACUCUGGAAUAACAUUGGAAUGUGUUUCUUUGGCAAGAAGAAAUACGUGGCAGCUAUCAGCUGCCUGAAACGAGCCAACUACUUGGCACCCUUCGAUUGGAAGAUUCUGUAUAAUUUGGGCCUUGUCCACUUGACUAUGCAGCAGUAUGCAUCAGCCUUCCAUUUUCUCAGUGCAGCCAUCAACUUCCAGCCAAAGAUGGGGGAGCUCUACAUGCUCUUGGCUGUGGCUCUUUCCAAUCUGGAAGAAGAGAAAGCCAGGAGAGCCUACGCAGAAGCAGUCCGCCUGGAUAAGUGUAACCCUUUGGUAAACCUGAACUAUGCUGUGCUGCUGUACAACCAGGGAGAGGAGAGGGGCGCCCUGGCCCAGUACCAGGAGAUGGAGAAGAAAGUCAACCUACUCAAGGACAGUAGCUCUCUGGAAUUUGACCCAGAGAUGGUGGAGAUGGCCCAGAAGUUGGGAGCUGCUCUCCAGGUCGGGGAGGCACUGGUCUGGACUAAACCAGUUAAAGAUCCCAAAUCAAAGCAGUGGACCACUUCAACCAGUAAAGCCGCCAGUUUCCAGCAGCCUCUGGGUUCUAAUCAAGCUCUAGGACAGGCAAUGUCUUCAGCAGCUGCACAUAGGAAGCUCCCCUCAGGUGCCGGAGGAACAUCCCAGCUCACAAAGCCACCAUCUCUUCCUCUGGAGCCAGAGUCCACUGUGGAAGAACAACCAACUGAAGCAUCAGCACAAAUAACAGAAAAAUAUGUGUAGGAUGAACCCAGAGUUGGGGUUUCUUUGGCGAGGAUGUUCCAGAUUAGGAAAGGUCCCAUGACACAGGCAGCAUGGAGGC